AUGCUGUCAUCAUGGCAUCAUUCGGUAUCGGCUCUUCCGCUUCCGCCGCCGGUACCAGCUCAGGCGGUGCGGGCGCGGCCGCUGCCUCAGCCUGCCGCCAGCGCUGCCGGUGGCGGCUUUGGCGGUGGAGGCGCGGCCGCUGCAUCCGCCGCCGCCAGCGCUGCCGGUGGCGGCUUUGGCGGUGCGGGCUCGGCCGCUGCAUCUGCCUCCGCCGCUGCCGCCUUCGGUGGGCGCGGAGGAUUCAGAGGACGUGGUGGGUUCAGAGGAGGACGUAGAGGUGGAGGCGGACGUGGCGGGCGCCGAGGAGGCGGUGGAUUUUUCUUUUCGAGAUUUACUCGUGACGUGGGCGAAGACGAGGACGAGGACACCCACGGCCGGCUGAUGGAGAUCAUCUCCGAUCAGGACGAGAGCGGCUGCGGCAAGCGGCUGGUGUGCGAGCUGGCCGCCGCCGAAGCCGAGGACGAGCGGCAGCUGCUGAUGGAGGAACUCGCCAUCUUGGAGUUCGUCGGCGACAUUGUUCCCGGCGAAGACCUGAGGGCUCAAGGGGCGGCCCUGGACUACAAGCUCGCUAAGGAGCGAGGUAUGGAAGGGCGCGACUGCGGUCUCCUGUACCCGUCAUGCAUCUACAACGGCACCGAGAUCAUGACGUCAGUGCUGGCUUACCUGUCAUAGAGAGUCCAAUCAGCUGAGGAAAAAGAUACUGCACCUCUGUACACGCAGCUGUCUGGCUUUGUGUCAUCUUGUCAGGCCGUGGAGAGAGAGAAGGAGAGAGAGAGAGAGAGAGAGAGAGAGAGAGAGAGAGAGAGAGAGAUAGAUAGAGAGAGAGAGAGAGAGAG
This is a messenger RNA of Penaeus chinensis, 836 nucleotides long. RefSeq names its product protein no-on-transient A-like. NCBI's taxonomy places the organism in Eukaryota, Metazoa, Arthropoda, Malacostraca, Decapoda, Penaeidae. The transcript has 3 exons. The record is from RefSeq and is a predicted model, not a curated record. Bases 1 to 672 code for a protein of 223 amino acids.